CGCUGCACGGUGUGUUGCCGAUACGUACAAGAUAACGUGUGUUGUACAUAAUGUUUAUUUCUCCCGUUUUUUUAAAUACAUCUGUUAUCUAUUAUUAUAAAUGAAAAACUUUGAUAAAACUUGAUCACAUAACCUCGAACUUCCACACUCGUAAGACCAGGUUAUCCAAUUUUUAGCUCCUGAAGUUUUGGGAUGUCUCAAAUACACAGCAUUGAUUUGCAUGUUGCGUGCGCAGAAUGUUACAGGGACGUCAAAUAUAACUGUGAACGUUUAAGAAAAGAUGAAAAGUAGGAAGGGAAGUCUAGGGGGAGUUGACGUAGGUGCAGGAAAUAUGAAAUUCCUCCCAAGACGAGUUAGGGGGUUGAAAAUGUUUCAUAUCACUCAGUUGGUGUUUCGCCCUCAAGCUAAGAGGGUAGUUGCGUGUAACUGGAGGUAUUUUACUUCGUGCUUAUGAAAGAAGGCAAGUUAGAGUGAAGUUGUUAUUGUUAAACAUGUUAUAUUAAAUAAGUGCUCAUAAACUGAGCAGAUGUUACAAAUAGAUAAUUGUAAACAUACAUGGCAAUGAAUCGAACCUAUCCCAUCACCCCAACCCCAGUUGUGCCACCCUUGUACCAACCCCCUAACAGUGCAUCAAGUGAUUCAAACAAAAGCAGUCCACCCCAUUCUGAAACUAACCCUCCUUCACCGUCCUCUGCAAAACGACUCAAAUCAUCAUCUCUGACAUCUCUUAAUCACACACCACAAAACUUGGCAAUUUAUAAUCAGCAAAACGAAAACCGGCCGUCGUUUCUUAAAAACAGGGGGAAAUAUUCAAAAUCAAGACAUAAGAGAGGUUUUUCAGAUUUUAAUGCAGGGACAUAUAACAAUGAUAUGAAUCUAACAUAUGAAGAGGCAGAUGAUUAUGAAAGAGGAAAUAUCAGAAGAAGUCAGUAUGAAUUAUAUAGGGCCCAAGAAAGUGUUGAAGAUGAGAUCCAACCAAAUAUUCCAGGAGCAGUGAUUGACCACUGCAAUCACACCACUCAAAUUUUUGUUAAGGUCUUGAGCCAACACCCACAUGGAUCCUCACAGCGAAUUUGUAAUAUCAGAGAGGACAAAAACGGUGCAGUAACAAUCUACAUGUCAAAGCCAGAGAAAGAUCAUGAUAAUAUCAAUAAUCCAAAACAAUAUGAGGAUAAUUAUCAACAACUGAAGAGACAGAAGGACUGCCACAAUCUUCAAAAUCAUCCCACAGAACCACCAGCGAUUAAACCUAGAAGAUCGAAAUGGAAAACAAACAAGGAAGCAAAGUCCCACUUAAAAACGGCAUGUGCUGUUGACAGUAGUCUGCCAGAAGAUCAUCAGGACAUUUCUGGGACAUCAAGAAUGAAUGCAACAUUACCUUCUAUAGAGGAAAGUCAACCUAAUAUUCAAAACUAUGAUCCUGAAUACAGUAGGAACGAUAACAGAAAUAAAGAUGAUACUCAUGUAUUGAUGAGUGGCGAAGGUGAGAUUAGAUUAGAUAAUUCAAAAGUGAUAUAUAAAGACACAGAGUUACCAUUAAGUGUAAUCAAUAAAGAGCUUACUUCAGGACAGUAUACAUCUGUUGGAGUUCAGGUGUCUCCUUCGCCACAGUAUCGUUUGAGGUUUCUACCAAUAGGCGGUUGCACUGCUUAUAACAAUAGUGAGUGGGAACUUUGUGGGAUCAAAGGGAUACGAUUGAUACUGCACCUCGUAGGUCGGUGGAUAUUCUCCCAGUGUGGGUUAGGAGUGAUACUCUUCAUCUGGGCUUUGCUAGGGGCUGCUGCAUUCCGAGCAACAGAAGGGCCUUAUGAGGAGCAGGUAGCAAGAGAACUGAUGAACAAGCAACAUGAACUAGUAAUUGAAUUGGCGAGGGAUUUAAGGAUAUUAAAACAGGAGGAACCAGUGUGGCGCAAUAAGAUAGAUUAUUAUGUGGGCAAACACAAGGAAAUACUACUUGAAGCAGUGAGUGAUGGGUAUGGAGAAGGAGGCAGUAAAGGCAAGAUAUGGAGUUAUGCAGGGUGUCUGCUCUUUGCUGUGUCACUUCUUACCACAUUAGGUUUUGGAGCUCCAGUUCCAAGAACAACCAUGGGCAGAAUGUCAGCUGUGAUAUUCUCAGCAAUUGGUAUCCCAUUACAUCUGCUCCUUGUACUUAACAUUGGGAUGCUGGUCGCAGUCAAAUUGCAGUAUCUUGCUACCAGGUGGCAACCUGGCACAUCAUUUCCCACAGCUCUGCUCCAGUGCUGUUGCCAGUACAAAGUAAAGAAACCAUCCAGUCCAGUGCAGCAUCAUAAUCAGGCACCUGAAGACCAGAUAUCCGCAAUAGACUCAAACAAUGUAAGAUUAAGGAAGAUCAGCAUGAACCCCUGUAUAACUCCACCACGAUGGUUGAAGUGGUUUCCUGCAGCAUCAAUCUUCCUGUAUUACAUUUUUGGAGUGUUAGUCUUUGGAGUGGGCCAGUCACAGCCAUUUGCUGCAUGUCUCCUCUUCCCCCUUGAUUUUACAGCUGCAGGUGGUGUGGGGCUCACAUCUGGAACCGUUAGGACUUUCUACGCCAUCUACUUAGAGGGAGCUGUGACAUUGGCUGCAAUAUCCGUUUCCAUCCUUCAGGUUUCAGCUUCAAGAGGGUUAACAGACCUGGGACUGAAAUUUGGAUUGCUAACAAACUCCUGACUGGAUUACUGGCAAAUUAUAAUAUAAGUACCUACAUAAUGCAUCAAACAUAUGGUAGUCAUUCUGAGUUCUUGAUUAAUCAUGUUACACUGUGAUUAUGUUGGACACUGUAUAUAUAAUGUACAGAACGUUGUGGGAGUUUGUUCUAAUCAUAUCUUCAGGUGAUUUAAGGCUACAGACAUUUUUAAUGUUUUCUGUUGAGAUCAUCCUACUGUCUGUGUUCAUUUCAACUUUUGAUCCAGUUGACCAGUUUUUAUUAAUCUUGUAUGAAUGCAUGCCAUUGGUGUUCAUCCUGUCACACAUUUUAGUAACCUGCAAUCAAUAACAACAACAUGGUGUGUGUGUGAACUUGAGAGGUGGUAGAGAUACUAGCACCAUGUAAUAUGCACAGUAAAUGACAACCAACCAGUCACCUGAAGACAGGAGCAGAACCUCCUGAAAUGUUAUGUAUAUUAAAUAUACACGUAUAUGUGACACCACAUAGGACCCAACAUAACAAUAAUAAUUAACCUUUGGAGAAUAAUAGCGCAAAUACACUCACAACAAGUUCAACAUAGCUUGCUUUCCUAAAGCAGUUCGUAGAAUGAACGCUUAAGUGUAGAUCCUGGUUGAAAUUUUCCAUUGUUUCCUUACUCAUUCAAGAGAAAUACUCAGAUCCUUAGAAUGGGACAUUAUCGCUUCCUUAUAAGUCUCAGCUAAGUCAUACUUCAACAUCAAAUCACCUUUCAUGAUCAUAGUUCAUAGUGGCUAUCUACACAAUUACUUAAAAAUAAAUAAAACAAAAGUGUCAGGAUUACUUUACUGUGGUUAGACUAUACCCUUAUAUGUUUUGAGCUUGACAAAUCAUCUGGUUAAUUGAGAAUAAAUAAAGGCAUAGACAUUGCAUUGCAAGUCGAUGUUAAAAUGACUUUCUAUAAAACAGGCACAUUUUUCAUAUUAAAAUAUGUGCUAUAAUUCAGUAUUAAAAUAUUAUAAAUCCUUGAAAUUUUCACAAUAUCUUGAAAUUCAGUUACUAUAUAUAUUUUGAAUACACCUCUUGACGAUCUCUCAGGAUCAAAGCAUGUAGUAUAUAGUACAUACAUACACAUUUCACAAGUCCAAGUGGUGUAGUAUAACCACAACAAAUUAAUCCUGACACUUUUGUGUGUUUCAUUUUAUUGUUAAUUAAUGGUUCUGCUGCCAAGUCAUACAUACCAUGAUUCUUUAACAGAACAGGAUAUGAAGAAUAAAGGCCUUCCAUGAUGCUUGUUAGCUUCCUAACAAUCAAAAUAUUAAGCCAAAUAUAACAAUUUUGGGAAGAAUUACGAAGCAAAAUAUUUUUUAAAGUGUAGAAGAAAAAUAAAAACUAUAUAAUAUAAAAACACAAUGAAGCAUGAAUAUUCUUUAUUUGCUCAUGAACUGCAACUGUUGAUUUAAAAAAUAUGAAAUAAAAAUGUUUGUCUCUAGAAAUAUUUUAUCAGCACAACAGUUGCAGUUAUCAGGAAAUCAGGGUAAAAAACAUAGAGGAAAUAAUUAUAAAAUAUGGCUUUAAUAAUGUGUCUGAUAAACAUAUGCUUCAAGUUUAAUUAAAUGCAGAAUGUUGCACUUUAUAUGGAAGUUCUGAAACAUGAUAUAUGUUGCACAGAAAAUAAGUAUAUAGAGCUAUAUCACAGGACUAAGAAACUGUUCCCUCCAUCCUGAAGCUUUUAUGGUAGAUAUGGGGAAAAAUUACUGUUGUUAAAUGCUUUAAUGGCUCAUACAUUUAUUUAUCUCUGUUUGUAAACAUGUUAAAUUCUGUCAACAGAGCUUUAGUAGGAUAAAAUCCUAUGAAGAUGAAUGCAUUUGAAACUUGCCACAUACCUAAAUUGAAUUUUUUUAUUUUUCUGAAGAAACACAAGACUUUAAUAAGACUGUGGCUUGAAAGUGGCCAUUUUCCUGUUCACCAUUCUUACUGGCCUGAAAUGGUUUCUAUCUCCUCUCCCCCUGCCAGAGACCUGAGUGACCACCUUCCUUGCAUCUUGUCUACAUAACACAACAGAUUUCUCACCCCAGACACUUUGGAACUGAAGAUUGUGGCAGUACAUUCCUCCAAAAUGUUGGUAUCCGCCAUCAAGAUUCCAAACAAUCAUUGCCAUGUUUUUGUACAUAACACUGUAACAUGGCCAUUUGAAGAACAAGCUCUAUAUAUGUGCAUAUAAAAUCAAUGGUUUUUGUACAGAGAAUAGUCCCUGCUGAGAUAAGGGGGCAGAGGGGCCCUUGGUUUUGAUAAAAUUAAAUAACCUUUCACUAAUAAAUUGCACCUUCAUCUAAAAUCUUAACCAACCAAUACAAAUAUUUUAAUGUAUUGGAACAGCCGCUUUGGUGUAAAAACUUUAGAUUUUAUACCCAAUUGUAUAUUAUUAAUAAUAUGUAUAUAUUUUAACGUUCAGAACAUAUAUUGUAAUAGUAACUUCCAACUGUAUUAAUGUAAAGGUUCCCUUCUGAUGAUGGUCUCUGGACCGAAACAUGUAAGGACAUAAAUAAUUGAAAAAAGAAAAAUCUUCACCAGUCUCACUAGACACAACUGUUUAACUUCUCAUGCUAUCUCUCUAAGAUCAAUUUUAAUAGUGUUCACCCACUUACACCUUGGUCUUCCCAGUGCUCUCUUUCCUUCU
This is a messenger RNA of Cryptotermes secundus, 5303 nucleotides long. RefSeq lists its product as uncharacterized. Lineage: Eukaryota; Metazoa; Arthropoda; Insecta; Blattodea; Kalotermitidae. The record is from RefSeq and is a predicted model, not a curated record. The coding region runs from base 556 to 2670 and encodes 704 amino acids. The transcript is spliced from 4 exons. Gene Ontology annotation, biological process: stabilization of membrane potential; potassium ion transmembrane transport. Gene Ontology annotation, molecular function: potassium ion leak channel activity. Gene Ontology annotation, cellular component: membrane.